Messenger RNA from Aspergillus candidus, 661 nucleotides. RefSeq lists its product as uncharacterized. The record is from RefSeq and is a predicted model, not a curated record. The coding region runs from base 93 to 290 and encodes 65 amino acids. NCBI's taxonomy places the organism in Eukaryota, Fungi, Ascomycota, Eurotiomycetes, Eurotiales, Aspergillaceae. The transcript is spliced from 2 exons.
CCCCACCCCAAUUAAUCCCGAAUUUACCGAGCUUUCUAUAUCCACCCGAUCGGUUCAAGUCCGACUAUCCGUACGGGAGGCGGAAUAUUUCCAUGUAUCGCUGCUAUUUACGAUUAUUAUUGUUCUCCUUUUAUUUAUUGUCCUGUCUUUUUAUUUAUUGUCCUGUCUUUUCAUUUCUUUGUAAUGGAUCUAUUGAUUUCUCUUUUUCUUCCUUGUAUUUGGAAAGAAUGGAUCUGUUAAGUCCCAUUGUUGAGUGCUCUUGGAGAACAAGCUGGCCAGUUUGCAGGUAGAGUCCUGGUAUACAGAUCUCGGCUAGCGACGUGGUCGAGAAUUCGCGCAUGGAGCAAACAUUCAGUGGAGGACUGGAUCCCAGGCAGGGGCCUCUUAGCACUAAAGACACCCUAACUUUAUCUUAAAAGCACCCGAGGGGGGUGGGAUGCUGGGUGCGAUUGGCUGUGGUUCUGGCUGGUGGGUCAGGGACCUUUCAUCGCUUUGACGUUCUCCAUAGUUAGACCCUGAUUUCGGAGUUUGGGUGAAUUGUCCGGUUGGUAGAGAUGAGUGGUUUUACUGCCAGAAAUCAGCAAUAAUGUCUCACUGAUUUUUUGAGCAAAUUCGUGGGUAGAGAUAGCGCCAAUGCGCUACAGGUUCCUAACAGAUGCUG